Durio zibethinus is the source of this 2364-nucleotide messenger RNA. RefSeq lists its product as uncharacterized. The record is from RefSeq and is a predicted model, not a curated record. NCBI's taxonomy places the organism in Eukaryota, Viridiplantae, Streptophyta, Magnoliopsida, Malvales, Malvaceae.
AAAUAUAUCGAUUCUCACUCAAAGGAAAAAUCACCUGAGGUAACAUUUACCAAAACCAACAUGCUCGCGUUGACCAUAUUCGUUGACCACAUGAUCUUUCUUCUUGAUGAACGGCUUUAGACCCACUUCCCAAAUUUUUAUUCCCGAACUUUAUCCUAUCGUAAACACUGCUUUUGCCCUUGUUGUUUGCAGUACUAGAAACAUAGAACUCUUGUAGCAAAACAUCGAACACUUGUUAUCUUUCUCUGUUUCAUAUUGUGUCGUGAUUGACGGAUUUUAAUGGUGGCUAAACCUUCACUUCUUCUUCUUUCCUUCUUCUAUAGUUGUCUUUUUAUCUGAACAUAAAAUUAUAAAUUAAAAUUCCAUUUCCUAUCCUUUUAUUUUGCUUCUAACUUUGAACCAGUCCCUCCAAAUGUUUUUCUUCUUCUUUCUCUUCUCUUUCGUUCUCUCUUUCUUAUUAUUUUUCUUUUCUUUUUACUGUAAAAAUCUCCUUAAACAACAAGAAGAAGGAAAGUCCCAGAAUGAACCGGCCCUUUUGGGCGGCUCUCUCUCCGAUAUUGUUGAUAAAAAUGCCCAAACCCUGCAAAACGACCCGACCCAUUGGCCCCAUUCGCUUCUUCUAGAGAUCUUGCCUUCUGAUUCUAAAAAGUGGGCUGGUUUGUUUACCGGUGAAGAUCAACCCAAGGGAGAUACGGGUCAAGUCGGGUCGGGUCGAGGAGGGGAACCUUGUGAAACGGGUGGUGAGGAUCAGAGCACGAAGAAGAAGAAGAAAAGGGGGAAGAAGAAGAGAUUAGAUUCCAAAGUUGAAGAAGAAAAUGUGGACGCAAGAUGUAGUUUUGCUGAGGAAGAGAAGAAGAAAAGGGAAGAAUCGUGUCAGGGUGUUUCGGGUUCUCGGGUCAAGCCAGAGCUGGUUUGCCUGUACCCUUUUACAUCAACGAGUAGCGCAACGCAAAGGAAGAUCAAGCAACAGUACGAUCAGCUUGUUAAGUGUCAUGAAAACAAAGGAUUAACAUUGGCUCAGGUUGGAGAAUUUGCUAAUUGCUUGAUUGAGGCCAGAAAUGAGCUGCAGCACAAGUCUGAGGUCAUCAAACGUAAGUUUACAAUAACAAAGGCUCUAAUAUUCAAAGCAGAUCGAUCUUCAUUUGAUCGCCUGAGGCAGCAGAUAUACAAGCUAGAAAUGGAACAAAAGAGAUUAGAAGAGGACACAUUUGUCUAUAAUUGGCUCCAGCAGCAACUUAAACUAUCACCAGCAUAUAAAAAGAUGCUUGAAAUUGGUGCAUGCAUGGAGUUAAAGGCGAAGUCUGGUGAGGUGAUGGAAGGCACAGAUACUGAAUUUGCCGACAUUUCUUUCGAAGAGUUAUUAGCUCAGGAAAAGAAGGAUUCAUUUUGGCAGAAAAAUGGGAAAUCAAGAUUAAGCUCAAACUGAUGACAAUAUUUGUUUAGCUAACUCUACUCUGGAACCGCACCUCUUUUCCUAGUUCCCCAAUGGAAGCUAUUCGAUCCUACAGAAUGACAUAGAGUCUGAUUAUUGCACCAUGUCCAGCCGAAUUCCAGCCCUCUGCUCGCCGCGAGCACCACCUUCCAAGAUCAAACAUCUGCUUAUUCUAUCGCUCAAAUCUUGAUAUUUGCCCUGCCUGACAUUGGGGUUUACUAGAUCUUCUAUCGCUCAAGCAUAUGCUUCCAGAUUGAAGCCUAUGAAUAGUAGGGGUGGUGUUAUUAUAUAUUUUCCAAACUUGAAAAUAUUACUGUUGAAUAUGAAGAAGAUUGCUUUUUAACAGAGUUGCUUAAUAAAUGCGUUCAAGUUGAAAUGGCUUAUUCUGUCACGACAGAUUCCAUGACCUGCACUCCCUUAACGUGUCCGAGCCGAAAAGCGAAAUGGGUUCAACCAUGAACUAUAUUUUCAUGCUCAUUUUUGUUAGGGUAAACGUAGUUUUCUUUCGCAUGAAAUUACAGAUUGAAAAAAAAAAAAAUCAUAAAUAUUAGAUUUAUUAAAAAAAAAAAACUUGUAAAGAUAGUUACAAAAAUCGAUUCACUUAAGCUUUGAUUUUAACCUUAGCUUUAAUAAUAGAUUUGAUUGCACGAGAAUUCUGGCAAUUGUGUCAAUCUUUUUUAUACAAGAAAGGUCAAAGAUGUCAAAGUCUUAUAUGUCAUAUAUUUCUAAUAUUUUUUUCACCGGACAAAGGAAGCAAGGGUCAGCUGAGCUCUAAUUCUUUCAUUGGUUUAUCCGAACACUCAUCCACAAAAGCAUUGCACGGAAAUACGAUGCGAGGUUCUGACACACAGCCAUUUACCAUAUCCUUAUUCCAAAGUUUAUAAAAACGGCUGAUUCCUCUGACUUUGUUUGUUAAGUCCGACAGUAACCGC